Molecule: messenger RNA, 814 nt
Organism: Puccinia graminis f. sp. tritici CRL 75-36-700-3
Lineage: Eukaryota; Fungi; Basidiomycota; Pucciniomycetes; Pucciniales; Pucciniaceae
Exons: 5
Coding region: 103-405 (100 amino acids)
Source: RefSeq, a predicted model, not a curated record
UCCCCAAAGCUCUGAUCCAGACUUCACGCUCCUAUCCACGCUUGAGAAUCAUCAACAUUAUCCAGCAGCCUGGAAAAAUCACCCAAAAGCUUUUAAUUAAAGAUGAUAGCACUUGUCUGCCUCUCCCUUCUCUCCCUCCUACUCCCUGCACAACUCCAAGCCUACAACCCCACUGCUUCCUCACACCAAUUUGAGAAGCGGUUAAUCGGUGGCUGUACCACAGUUACGCCUGGUCAGGUGAAGAACUGCCUCCAACAAAACGACCCCGCCACAUACCAGCUCUGCAAGUGCUGCAAGGAUGAGACUGCAACGAUCCAGUGCAUCACUACAAAGACCGCCUGCCAGUCUUCGAACCAGAACAGUUGUGUUAGUAACACUAACAGCGGCAAUGGCGCCCUCAAUUAAAGAUGCGGCCUAUGUUCGACUACGCGCGCUUCUGUCUAACUGACAAAUUUGUAUGCCCGUAAGGUGGAUGUCGCUGCCAGAUCAGGAACCUUCACUUACACUUCUGAUUCGUGAGAAAAAAGUGUACCUGCUUUCAUCACGGACAAGAAAGCGAAAGUUUACCUGUUUUCAUUAUGGUCACAUUUGUGACAACCUCCAAGGACGCAUCAUUUCAUGUUUUUUUCCGUGCACUGCUUCCUUUGCUCUUAUUUCAUGAUCCCAAAUUGAAAUAAAUGUCGAUACACAAGUAUGUGAAGUGAUCAUCAUUUGUUCCUUCUAAGUUCUGUCCUGUUCCAUCAGCACCGUUGGAGGGACUUGAUUAAGUUGGUCGUGGUGUGUUCCGAAGCUUACAAUAAAAUCCUGAGUCGAG